Molecule: messenger RNA, 845 nt
Organism: Ostrea edulis (European flat oyster)
Lineage: Eukaryota; Metazoa; Mollusca; Bivalvia; Ostreida; Ostreidae
Product: DNA replication complex GINS protein PSF2-like
Exons: 5
Coding region: 300-824 (174 amino acids)
Biological process (GO): double-strand break repair via break-induced replication; DNA replication
Cellular component (GO): nucleus; GINS complex
Source: RefSeq, a predicted model, not a curated record
GAGAAAUUUCAGAAUGAAUGAAAAAGUUAAACUUGUAUAGUAUAUACAGAGCGAGUAGAAAAGAAUUAAAUUGGAUUGUGUUGAUAUUAUAAAGUUUAAAAGUUAUGUCAAAAAUCAUUAUUAUCAUGAAACUUGAAUACAUGCAAUGGAAUUCAUUGAGACAUGUGCUUUUCAGUUUUACGAUGACAAAGUUGCAUGCUACCAAUAAUUGAAGAAAAACUCUGAAAAUUAAGAAUUAUUCUGCUUACUGCCAAAAUAAUAACACAUUUUGAAGUUUCUCUUGUUUUGGGAAUCCUAACAUGGCAUCAUUGAUUCAUUCUAGGAACAUAUUAACCUCGAGGAGAAAAGAAGCCAGAAUUGGAGACAUCGGCCCGUUUACACCGGGUCUACCUGUACAGGUACCGCUAUGGAUGGCUGUAAAUCUUAAACAAGGACAGAAGUGUCGAGUUCUACCACCGGAAUGGAUGGAUAUUGAUCGUCUACAAGACAAGAAACAAGAAGAAACAGACUCGAAAUUUUUUACAAAGAUGUUAAGUGAUCAUUACAUGGAAAUCACUCAGCUUCUGUUGAAAUGUGCUACAGAUGACAUCCCCCAUGCUGAUGAGAUCCGGACAUUAGUUAAGGAUAUCUGGGAUUUACGAAUCGCCAAACUCCGGAGCAGUAUUGACACAUUUGUUAAAAGUGAUGCCACUCACGCUAAGCUCAAUUAUUUGACGUUGAUGGAAAUGAACACUGUUCGGCCAUUUCUCACGAAAGCUCUCGACCAGAUGCAUGUUUUACGAUCCAAUCUCAAUGGAAAAAUUCUUCAUUCAACUCAGGAAUAAUAAAUUAUUUAUUUUAAUCAA